AGCUGCGCUGGCAGCCCGCGGAGGGGAGGCUGCAGAGCGAGGGCAGGAGGACUACUUCCCAGCACCUCAGCCUCUUGCCAUGUCCGACCCCAUCACACUGAACGUCGGGGGGAAGCUCUACACCACCUCACUGGCAACCCUGACCAGCUUCCCCGACUCCAUGCUGGGUGCCAUGUUCAGCGGGAAGAUGCCGACCAAGAGGGACAGCCAGGGCAACUGCUUCAUUGACCGUGAUGGCAAAGUGUUCCGCUACAUCCUCAACUUCCUGCGAACCUCCCACCUGGACCUGCCAGAGGACUUCCAGGAGAUGGGCCUGCUCCGCAGGGAGGCCGACUUCUACCAGGUGCAGCCCCUGAUCGAGGCCCUGCAGGAGAAGGAGGUGGAGCUCUCCAAGGCCGAGAAGAAUGCCAUGCUCAACAUCACUCUGAACCAGCGUGUGCAGACAGUCCACUUCACUGUGCGUGAGGCGCCCCAGAUCUACAGCCUGUCGUCCUCCAGCAUGGAGGUCUUCAAUGCCAACAUCUUUAGCACCUCCUGCCUCUUCCUCAAGCUCCUUGGCUCCAAGCUCUUCUACUGCUCUAAUGGCAAUCUCUCCUCCAUCACCAGCCACUUGCAAGAUCCCAACCACCUGACUCUGGACUGGGUGGCCAAUGUGGAGGGCCUGCCAGAGGAGGAGUACACCAAGCAGAACCUCAAGAGGCUCUGGGUGGUGCCCGCCAACAAGCAGAUCAAUAGUUUCCAGGUCUUUGUGGAGGAGGUACUGAAAAUCGCUCUGAGUGAUGGCUUCUGCAUCGAUUCUUCUCACCCGCAUGCUCUAGAUUUUAUGAACAAUAAGAUUAUUCGAUUAAUACGGUACAGGUAAAAGGACCCCAGCAACACUGGAGAGGGGAAGUCCCAAGAAGCUUAUGUCAGCCAAGGUCUUGGAGAGUGUCUCGCCAGUAGUGUGAGGCAGGGUACCGUACUAAUCCAUACUAACUGCAUAGCAGGACUUGAUUCCCCCGUGAUGAAGUCCACCUUUUGGAAUCCACAUGUCCUCUGAGAAGAACCACCUUUUUUCUUGCCAUUCUGAGCUGGAGAUGGGCAGUUUAUUAUGACAGGUGAAGAGUCAGCUGAUCUGUGCUAAAGGAGGCUACAGGAGGACUUUCUGGCCGGGACAAAGGAGCAGCAGUUCUCUUACGGGCUCCAUCUCUGUCUGCGCCACUAGCCAGUGCCGCAUUUACCCAUCUGUGAAAAGGCCCCUGGAAAGGAUACGGGAUGAGAACAAGUUUCCCUUUGGUCUCCCAGAACAUGAAGUGCCCAGUGGUCCCCAUCACACCUGCUCUUCCCUCCCCUCGGUUGCAUCCAGAACCUUGGACUUGUUUGCCCAGGGGCGACCGUGUUUGGCUGGCUUGGAAUGCAGUGUGUUCUCAGAGCUCUGUCAGCAUCCCCACUGGGGGAGAGAGCUGAGCUGUGCCAUGUCCAGAGGAGGGGGUGUCCAGGCAGGGUUCAGAAGGUGGGGAUGUCCCCUCGACAAGGCCGAGUCUAAGCAUUUCUGGCUUCAGAAGUGGGCUGCUGUCCCUGCGAAGAUACGAAAGUAUCUGGAACCAGUGUGACAUGCUUCAGAAUCCAGUCUGUUGCCUGACUUUCAUAAUUCUUUUCCCAAAAAUUUGAGGUCCCAUUGAAACAGGUCAUUUUAAAGAAAUGUAUUAUGGAUUCUCAGGGUUGGAAAAUAAUUCAACAACUGCUUGGUCCUGCCCUGCCCCAAGCACACCCCAGCACAUGUGGGGGUCAGCACCUCUCCCUGAGUACCUCCAAGCAGUCACCUAUGCCUGCUUGUAUACCUCUGGUGACAGGAAGCUCGCCUUCCCCAGGGCAGUUCCUGCCAUGGUUGGAUGGUGCUGACUGUUAGAAAGUUCUUCUUCAUAUUGAGCCAAAAUCUGUCCUGCCGCUUUGAUGUGCUGGAUCUUGGUUGCAGACCUUCUUUCUCACCCCAAUGUGUAUCUUCACUUUCAGAAUAGUCACCCUAAGAGGCCAGAUGCUUAUUCUGAAAAUAUCGUUACUCAGAAUUCGGAUUCCCCUUUGGGAUCAGUCUUCAGAAUCAAAGUCGCUCGUUUCCAUCCCCUGUCAGUCCUUUUGUUACAGCUUCACCUUGUUUGUGACCCCACUUCACCCACCUUCCCCACCAGCCAUGGCUCCACAUGCCUUCUUGACCACUGUUGGAAGCCCCUGAGGAGGUCCAGAGGAAAGAGACAGGAUCUCCGCAGGCAGUGUGCAGCGAGGAGCCCGGGAGUGGUCCGAACCAUAACAUUGCCCUUGGAGUGAGUCUCCAGCCCCUAAGACACUGCUCUCAGGGAGGCGGCCUUCCCCUGUAAUACUGUGUCUAGUUGUAACUAGCCCGUGGGUCUCCUUGGGGUGCCAUCCAGGACAAGCAACCCUAAGCCACUACUUCCUAUCGGGUGAUGAGCCAUGCAGGCCUCCAAACUGCACGUUAUGAUUCACCCCUGGAGUGUGGCCUUGGGAGUCCUGCAGUCUUACCCACUGGGCAGGGGCCCUCAAAGCCAGGGAAGCCUGGUGACACAGGCACCCACGGAAGGUAGACCAGGGAAGGGGCUUCCCACGGUUAUACCCUGUAAGCAGGGAGCUUGUGUGCUGGGCCGUGGGCAGGGCCAGGUCCCUCAGGCAAUAAAGGCCUUUCCCCCCGACCACAUUGGAACCCAGGAGUCUUUGUGACAGCUGUCCCAGGCCACCAGGCCAACAUAACUUGGAAAAGCCCCUCAAGGAAAACCCAGUUAGACCAAGCAACAAAAGCUGUGACUACAACAAAACAAUUCAAGGAAGAAAUCUCAUGAAUCAUCACUGCCCUUUUUUCUCUCCAUAAAACUACUUUCACCAUCUUGUGGUGCUUCCUAAUUCAAGCAGCUUGACUUUAGGGAAAUUACAGAACCUGUGAAGCCACUAACAUGCUGUGUGACUUUGUGCAAGUCACUCACCUCACUGAGCCACCUCUGU
Molecule: messenger RNA, 2988 nt
Organism: Propithecus coquereli (Coquerel's sifaka)
Lineage: Eukaryota; Metazoa; Chordata; Mammalia; Primates; Indriidae
Gene: KCTD21
Product: potassium channel tetramerization domain containing 21
Exons: 2
Coding region: 80-862 (260 amino acids)
Biological process (GO): ubiquitin-dependent protein catabolic process; protein homooligomerization
Molecular function (GO): histone deacetylase binding; cullin family protein binding
Source: RefSeq, a predicted model, not a curated record